AAAAUAAAAAAUUUAAUAAAGGACAACGUUGUUUGGAUAUGUACGUCAAUUGAAAACAACAAAAAUACUGUGUGGGUUCUACAUCUAUGUAUGUACUGUUGGAUUUUCAUGUUCUUCACUUCCUAACACUAUCUUCUAUUCAAUCAAUUUCAUCUUCAAGAAAUUCCAAUUAACUUUGACUCAUCACCACAUUUAGCGAGGAACAUCAUCAAGGCUUCAGUUUUGUUGAAUUGAGCCCUUGCAAGAAUGCUCUUCAGGAGUUUACAUUCUAGCAAACUUCAGUAUCUGAGUCUAAGGUGCUUUUCAUCUGCAACUCCUCAUGUACUUAAACCUGGGGAUAUCUUGAAAAAAACAAGGGUUUUUACUGAGGAAGAUGUACUUCAGUACUCCAAGGUGAGCCAUGAUUCUAAUCCUUUGCACAUCGAUUCGGCUACUGCUCGAAAUGUUGGAUUUGAAGGUCCACUGGUACAUGGAAUGCUUGUUGCUUCACUUUUUCCUCAUAUCAUCUCAUCACAUUUUCCUGCAGCUGUGUAUGUAUCUCAAACAUUGAAUUUUAAGCUUCCUGUCUAUAUUGGAGAUCAGAUUGUUGCUGAAGUACAAGCAACUAAUCUAAGAGAAAAUAAAAAUCGAUAUCUUGCAAAGUUUAAGACAAGGUGCUUCAAGAAUGGAGAAAUUCUUGUCAUUGAAGGUGAGGCUAUGGCUUUGUUACCAACCCUGACUGUAGAUCAGUGACUGUGUAAGGAGCAGUAGAAGCUACUCACAAUUCCAAACUGUUAACCUUGAAUGAUAAAGACUUGUACUUGAUUGUUUAAUGUCCGUGAUUCAGUCAUGUUUCACAACAGCGCACUUCUUUCAAUACAACUCCGGAUCAAAUGGCACAAAGAGUAUAAACUAUUGUCAUUUUUUUGGCACUCUGUACCAAUUUAACAAUAACGGUUUUGGAAUAAAAGUUUUCUGUAAUAGCGAGUAAAGUUUACCUUUAGUUUAUGGCAAUUUGUUUUCUA
Messenger RNA from Cicer arietinum (chickpea), 1004 nucleotides. RefSeq names its product 3-hydroxyacyl-[acyl-carrier-protein] dehydratase FERN, mitochondrial. Gene Ontology annotation, biological process: fatty acid biosynthetic process. NCBI's taxonomy places the organism in Eukaryota, Viridiplantae, Streptophyta, Magnoliopsida, Fabales, Fabaceae. The record is from RefSeq and is a predicted model, not a curated record. Gene Ontology annotation, molecular function: (3R)-hydroxyacyl-[acyl-carrier-protein] dehydratase activity. Gene Ontology annotation, cellular component: mitochondrion.